AUGUCUUCUCCAGGGGCUGGCAGCUUCAGCACCCUAUCGAGCUACGCCUCCUCCGCACCCGAUCAUCAAGGGCAACACGCCAUCGGCCUUCCACUUCCCGCUACGGCUCAACCUACCACAACCAGAACUACUACUACACUGCCGCCAGUGUCUCCAUCAUCUGCCAACGCAACCAACUUCCUCACCAACAACUCAACCCCCUCCAACAAUAUCAACAGCAACAACAACAACCCCAACCUCCUCGGUCCACGCACAGCUACGAUCAACUUCAACCUUCUCCCCGAGCUCGAAACCGGGCUCGACAUCAACAGGCUCAACUACCUCUGCCAAGAGCAACAGUCCAUAACCACCACCUCUAGCGAAAAACCAGAAGAGGAAGAGGAGCCGGAACUUGGUUGGAAGGAUGCAUACGAAGUCAUGAUCAAAGUUCCCCUUCAGGGUCUUGCGGCGUGGGCGAGAAGGUGGAGAAGGGCUAGAACUGAGAGGGGGCAGGGGAUGGUGUAA
Molecule: messenger RNA, 504 nt
Organism: Neurospora tetrasperma FGSC 2508
Lineage: Eukaryota; Fungi; Ascomycota; Sordariomycetes; Sordariales; Sordariaceae
Exons: 1
Coding region: 1-504 (167 amino acids)
Source: RefSeq, a predicted model, not a curated record